This is a messenger RNA of Acanthopagrus latus (yellowfin seabream), 1585 nucleotides long. RefSeq names its product ADP-ribosylation factor-like protein 8B-A. The coding region runs from base 119 to 679 and encodes 186 amino acids. Lineage: Eukaryota; Metazoa; Chordata; Actinopteri; Spariformes; Sparidae. Gene Ontology annotation, biological process: protein transport; anterograde axonal transport. The transcript is spliced from 7 exons. Gene Ontology annotation, cellular component: lysosomal membrane. The record is from RefSeq and is a predicted model, not a curated record. Gene Ontology annotation, molecular function: GTP binding; GTPase activity.
ACUGAUCAUAUGACAGCCGCCUGCGUCCCUUUUCCCUUCUUCCCCGCUGGAAACGCCACAACUGCCGGGGAGGGAGAAACAGACACAACCACAAGGGAGUUUAAACACCGACCUCAAGAUGCUGGCACUGAUAAACCGGCUGCUGGACUGGUUCAGGUCUCUGUUUUGGAAGGAGGAGAUGGAGCUGACGCUGGUCGGCCUCCAGUACUCGGGAAAAACAACAUUUGUAAACGUGAUCGCUUCUGGGCAUUUCAGUGAAGACAUGAUCCCUACAGUCGGGUUCAAUAUGAGGAAAGUCACCAAAGGAAACGUCACCAUCAAGAUCUGGGACAUUGGAGGGCAGCCAAGGUUCAGGAGCAUGUGGGAGCGCUACUGUCGGGGAGUCAAUGCAAUUGUGUACAUGGUUGAUGCAGCAGAUCGAGAAAAGGUGGAGGCAUCUAGAAACGAGCUUCACAAUUUAUUAGACAAACCUCAGUUGCAAGGAAUUCCUGUUUUGGUUCUCGGUAACAAAAGGGAUCUCCCCACUGCUCUAGAUGAAAAGCAGCUCAUUGAGAAAAUGAAUCUUGCGGCUAUUCAGGACAGAGAGAUAUGCUGCUACUCGAUUUCCUGCAAAGAGAAAGACAACAUUGAUAUCACACUUCAGUGGCUCAUCCAGCACUCGAAAUCCAGGAGGAGCUGAAAAUGCAGGAGUGGUUCUCCAGCUGUGUUCGCCAUGUUAAUGUCAUGCCACACCCCCAUCACCCUGCGAUGAUGUACAGUCUCCAACUCACAUGCUGCACUGUCCUGCUCAUGUCACACAGUUUUGUUUUCCCCUUUUCACAUUGUGAUUUUGUCACAAACCCUGAGAAUGCACUACUAAAAAAUGUAAUUCCAAAUUUAAGGAAUGCAAUUGGCAUUAUACGUCCUGUAAAGCUGUACUUUCCUUUAACUUCGAGUAAGAAACUGCUUCCGGAUUUACCUUGCAUCAUUCAGGCAUUACCCAGUUAAUCCUACCCAGUGGUUUAUAACACUAAUCUUGGGUAUACAGCAACAACAACACAGUUCUUAAGGAGGGUCUUGCAUAAAGCAAAGAUGUUCUUCACACAGUCAGUUGUGAUGCCAGGAGAUGCCUGACGUGGACGUGCAGGUUUUCCCAUUUGUGUUGAGCUCUACUCUGAUUGUCACCUUUUGCUUGAUCAGGUCUUCUGUUUUCAAGGAAACGUCAGUUAUUUUAGGAAAAUUGUGCAAUUAAGCAAGUCAAUUUAAGCAGGUCUGUACAAAAAAUAUCAAGCUGGUAUGAUUUUUACUGAUGUGAGAUGUGCGUGUAUGAAUAUAUGAUUCUAUUUAAAGUCUGAAUGUACUAAAAAGUAAAGGUGUACGGGAUCGCGUGGUUCAUACGGGCCUCUGCUUGUAAGCAGCCUCGGUGGAAUGAUGUCCUUUGCGCUGCCUCGAGGCUGAGACAGCGGCAGAACUCAAAGUGCCUUGUGCAAUGUCUCUCACCUCUGAAGCAAAGUAGUGUGCAAGGUGUGCCUACCUGGGUAGAGUUAAAAAAAGAAAACACCACUUCAAUAUGUUCAAGAAAUAAAAAGGCAUGCUUUUUAAUUUA